Messenger RNA from Oryza sativa Japonica Group (Japanese rice), 876 nucleotides. RefSeq names its product reticulon-like protein B9. Lineage: Eukaryota; Viridiplantae; Streptophyta; Magnoliopsida; Poales; Poaceae. The record is from RefSeq and is a predicted model, not a curated record.
AGUAGCCAAACACAAAUCUCCCACAAUAAUAACUCAGGCAACAUGAAUGUUCCUCAUGUUUCGAGUGAUUCUGAUGAUGAUCGACCGGUGAUAAGGCUUUUUCAUAGGCAGAAACCAGUUCAUAAGAUCCUGGGUGGCCGGAAAGUUGCGGACAUCAUGCUAUGGAGGGACAGGAAUUUAUCGGCCGGGAUCCUUGCAGGCGCCACAUUGAUAUGGUUCCUAUUUGAUGUGGCUGAAUACAACUUAGUAACACUCCUUUGCCACAUUGCACUCCUUGGGAUGCUUGUGCUCUUCAUUUGGUCCAAUGCUGCACCUCUCUUUGACAGGGCACCUCCACGGAUCCCAGAAGUGAUUGUUUCUGAACAUGCCUUCAGAGAACUUGCACUGACAUUGCAUUCCAAAGUGGCGCACUUUUCAGCAGUCCUGUAUGACAUUUCAUGCGGGAAAGAACUCAGGAAGUUCCUUGCGGUGAUAGGAUCUCUGUGGAUAUUGGCAGUUAUUGGAGAGACAUGCAGUUUCACAACUCUACUAUAUGUUGGGUUUUUGUGUGCUCUCACUUUGCCUGCGCUGUAUGAAAGAUAUGAGACUGAAGUAGACCAUUUGGUUGCCAAAGGUGGUCAAGACCUCAAGAAAUUCUACAAGAAGAUUGAUUCCAAUGUGCUGAAUAAGAUACCAAGGGGGCCUGUCAAGACAAAAGUUCACUAAGAUAUACUACAAGAGAUAUCAAUGCAUAUAAAUAGCUUCAUAAAUAAAAGAAAUGUUGGUUUGAUGGAAAGUGAGCUUAGAGCUCCAUUUCAGUUAUGGCUUACAAGAUCAUAUACUCUCGAUAUAUUUUAUUGUGAAUUAUGAGAUCAAUUAACAAUUGUAUAUGUCAAA